AUUAAACCUAUAGCCAGAUUUAGUAUCACUUUUUAAUUACUAAGUUAUCAAAAUAUCCAAAUCACACGCGUAAACCGUGAGAACAGGCUUACGCACACAUGUAAAGGUACGCGAAGGAAUGUUGUUUCAAUGGAGAAAUCGAGCGAUUCACCACUGCCGCCCGCCAAUGGAAGCUCCGGAGCUUUAGCUAGUGCCUCCACCACGAUAGAGAUGGCGCUAGCGGACUCGUGAAAUAUGCGAGGGAUUCAUUUGAAUUUCAUGUUUUGAUAGGGGCUAUGAUAAUACAAAAAGUAAUUUGUGAGUAACGGUUUUCUUGUUGCUAAUGAUGAUGCCAUACAUAAAUGCCUUAUGAGAGCGGCAGCUUUGUCAAUGUCCGCCGUUGCUAAGCACCGAGCUUUAGUAAAAGCUCAUUCUAAUGAUGUGUUGUUUGCUAAAUAUUAACUGCAUUUAGUUUUAAGUGAUUAGAUAUUGUUAAUGAGAAAUGGCGACUUGCUAUCAAAAACAUCCCUUUGAGAUUGAGAGCGAAGAUAAACUCACUGCGAUAAAUACCAAGAUUUUUGAGAUCAAGAAGAAAAUACAACUUUCAGAGGGCCAGAGAAAGUCGCACUACGAAGAGAACGAAGAAGAGAAGCAGCAGAACAACGAGCUGAUCAGCACGCUCAAGAAGGAGGUGCGGCUGCGACUGCAGGAGCUGGCGCAGGCGCGGGCGGUCAUCGGGGAUGAGGAUCUGCAGAUCAAGAAGUAUUUGAAUGAAGUCAGCCCGGUGGGGGAUAAGACUACUGAUCAGAUCAUCCAUAAUCUUGACUUAAAAGUAAUAGAGCAACGUAAAAUAUUGGAUCUUCUGAAAUACGAGCGGAAACAGAAGAAGAGCAAGCUCCGGAGCAUGGAGAAGGAAUACGAACAUCUGCUGAUAGAGAACUCCAAGUCGGCCACUGAGAAAAUCAAAUCUACUAAUCCUGCCAAAAAGCACGCAUCUCAUCUUGAAAACGAAAUUCACAAAGUGUUGGUACAGUGGAACGAGGCUGAGCUAGUCAAGAAGAAGUAUUCUUCCAUUCGAAAAGCUCUAGUGGAGGACUCCGUCAAGUUUGAAAGCUCACUUUACCACAUCACUGAGCUUUUGAAGAAGCAACGAGAAGAAAUAAAUAAAUUACAGCGAGUCCGCGACGAAGCCUCAGAGAUGCGGCUCCGAGCCACGGCAGCCCUGAUGGCGGCGUCGUCCCGGGCACAGGACGCCGAGCAGGGCCGCGCCGCGGAGCGCGCCUACUUCGCGCAGCGCUUCGACGACCGCAAGCGAGAGCUGGAGAAGCUGGAGAAGCGGAUCUUUCCGCCAGCUGCUCGAGCGGCGGUGGUGCGGCAGGACUCGUCGGGCUCCACGGAGGGCGCGGCCACGGAGGAGAGCAGCGCCGCGCUGCACAUGGAGGACGUCUUCCAGAAGCUCAUGAAGCUUACUGGAGUCACCGAAGCGGAAGAAGUCUUCGACCGGUUCCGAGCCCAACGCGAGACGUGCUCCCGACUCGGCUACCUGCAGCAGACCACGGAGGAGGAGAAGCUGGCGCUGGAGAAGACGCAGCAAGCGCUGCUGGCUGAGCUGGAGGCGUUCAAGUUCGCGUCGGUCAAGGAUAAGGAUGAAGCGCAAGACCAGAUAAAUGACCUGAAAGCUGAGAUAGCAAAGGAAGAGGAAAACAUAGUAGAAUUGGAGAAGAAGAACUCCGAGGUGGACACUCUGCUGAUGGAGAUCAAGAAACUGCUGUAUGACCUCUGCAAACUGCUGGACAUAGUCCCAGACCCCCCCGUGCCCGAGUGGACGGCGGAGGCGCGCGACAUCCAGGAGGUGGUGUCAGUGCUCAGCUCGAGGUACUCUGCCGCCGCAGCCCGCGCCGCUGAUGUUAGAGCGAGACGGGGCGAUGUGACCCCAGUCAUGCCUUCUAAUCCGCCCAGCGGAGCCGCCUCAGCGGCGGGCGUCAGCACCCACACCACCCCGCGGGAGGCCGAGGCCCCCGUGCCCACCUACAAGGAGCUGCUGCAGAGGGAACCCGUCAGACCACCGCCAUCGGAUGAAGAGGAGGACAUUCCGUCCAGGUCUUACCUGAAGAGGCAGGCGCAGUUGAUUCUGGACACCAAGUCUAGGAGAAAAGGAUUCCGUCCGCCGUAUCCCAGGAAAUGA
Plutella xylostella (diamondback moth) is the source of this 2164-nucleotide messenger RNA. RefSeq names its product Coiled-coil domain containing protein 151 (gene CCDC151). Gene Ontology annotation, biological process: outer dynein arm assembly; cilium movement. NCBI's taxonomy places the organism in Eukaryota, Metazoa, Arthropoda, Insecta, Lepidoptera, Plutellidae. Gene Ontology annotation, cellular component: ciliary tip; ciliary basal body; ciliary rootlet. The record is from RefSeq and is a predicted model, not a curated record.